Messenger RNA from Hippopotamus amphibius kiboko, 9049 nucleotides. RefSeq names its product potassium calcium-activated channel subfamily N member 1 (gene KCNN1). Gene Ontology annotation, molecular function: calmodulin binding; small conductance calcium-activated potassium channel activity. The record is from RefSeq and is a predicted model, not a curated record. Gene Ontology annotation, cellular component: neuron projection; neuronal cell body; plasma membrane. The transcript is spliced from 9 exons. Lineage: Eukaryota; Metazoa; Chordata; Mammalia; Artiodactyla; Hippopotamidae. Gene Ontology annotation, biological process: potassium ion transmembrane transport. The coding region runs from base 5782 to 7653 and encodes 623 amino acids.
AAACUCAGGUCACCUUUGGGGGUGGGGGGACCAGGAGUUGGAAAGAAAAACUGGUGACUUAAGAUUAAAGUGCCAACCUUUGAAAUAAUACUAAUCAUAUAAUAAUAAUAAUAAUUACAAUGACUGUGUGCUCUAGAGCCCCCUAGAGAGUCACUGUCCGCUUUCACUGAUCACUGGUGGUAGGGAAUCUGCUCAGAGAGACUCGGUGAUUCACCAGGAGUCACACAGCCAGAGGAGGGAGUUGAACUGGGUUGGGGGGGCCCUACAGUCUCCACCACCCAGAUCCCGUAGUCUCAAUCCCUGGAGACAACCUUUGGCGAGCAGCUCCUUUGCUUCUUUCUCCUGCGAAUGUUGACAGACAUUCUGGGGUCAGCAGUGAGCUGCCGAAGUGGAGAGGACAAAAGUGCCUGUCCCAGGUGUGUGGGGUCAUUUAGUCAAGCAACAAAGACUAAGUAGUUACGGUAUGCCAGGCUCUGGGCUGGGCGCUGGGAACACAGUGAGGACUGAGGCAGGGCCAGAUCUGCCCUUGUGAUAUGUGCUGGGAGGAAAAUAAAACACGGACACGUAUUAGAGAAUGCCUGGGGCGUAGGGCAGGCUCCCGUAGCUGGACAUAGGGACCUCUCCAGGGAGCCGACCAUCCGCUGAGACCUGAAAGAGGAGGAGUCACCAGCCAGGCAAGAGCUGGGAGAGCAGCAUACCAGGCAGAGGGAACAGCAUGUGCAAAGGUCCUGAGGUGGAAACAAGCUUGGCAUGUCUGAGGAACAGUGAGGAGGCUGGUGUGGCUGGAACAGAAGGAGCAAAGGGGAGAGAGGAGGAAGGUGAGGGUAGAGGGUUCUGCAGGCAGGGGCUGAGGUGAAGGAGGAAACUGCAGAACAAUGGGGAGCCAUGGAGGGUGUGUGAGCAGAUCAGAGACUAGCCUGGUUUAUGAUUUUCAAAAGCCCCUGUGGCUGCCGUGGAGAACAAGGACUAUCAGGGCAUGACAGGAAGUGACAGAAGACCAGAGGGGAGGCCAAAGGGGCAUCUGAGUAGUCAGCUGGGCUGGGACCAGGUUGGGGCCUCAGGGUUAGAGAAAAGUGGGCAGAUUCUGGGACUGAGCUGGGCAUGGAGGAUGAACUGUUUGCGGCCAGCUUUCUGCCUGAUGCUGAGGCACCCUGGGGAAGGAGGGAUUCAUUGUGCCUGGGGAAAUCUAGGAAGGCAGCCUGGGGGAGGUGUUGUUGCUCUUUGAGCUGGGUCUUGAAGGGUGAAUAGGAGUUUGCCAGUAGCCAACUGGAGCCAUGCCCAGGAUCUAAUCAUACAGAUGCCGUGAGGGCCACAGGGAGCCACUGAAGCACUCAGAAUUAGCAGCGACAUGAUCAUAUUUUAGCAAGGAAGGAUCCCUCUGGGGGCCUGGCAGAGACUGGACUGGAGCCUAAGGGGCCAGGAAGGAGCUUUUGAAAUGGUCCAGGUCAUGAUCAGGCCAGUAGCAACUGGGAGCCUCCAGUCAGCCAUCACGCUAUGCCUAGCACGUUGAAUGGGAAUUACCUCCCUAGCCCCUCCCCCUGCCCUUGGAGGGCUCUCAUUGCCCUGCUGAAGAAACUGAGGCUCAGAGAGGGACAGUCCCUUGCCCAUGACCACGGUAUGAGUUUCCAGGGGCUGCUGUAACAAAUGACCAUUAAGCUGGUGGGCUUAAAACAACAGAAAUGUGUUCUGUCACAUUUUGGAGGCCAGCAGUCUGAAAUCUGGGUGUGGGUGGGGCCGCACUCCCUCCGGAUGCUCUGGGAGAGGUCUCUUCCAGUCUCUGGUGGCUCUAGAUAUUCCUCGGCUUGUGGCUGCAUCACUUCAGUCUCUGCCUUUGUCUUCACGUGGUCGUCUGCCCUGUGCAUCUGUCUGUGUCUUCAGUGGUCUUAUAAGAAUACCAGUCAUCGGAUUAGCACCCACCCUAAUCCAGUAUGGCCCCAUCUUAAUUUAACUACAUCUGUGUGACCAAGUAAGUGACAUUCGGAGGUCCUGGAUGGACUGGAAUCUUGGGGGGAAACUGUUCAAACCAGAACACCCACGCAGCAGGUCACUGUGCUUCGGAAUCAAGUCUUUGCCCUCUAUCCCUUGUGCCAAGGCGAGGGCUGUAGGGAUGCGGACAGAGGGGUGGCCUGGAGUGAAUUUAGGGUGAGGAUGGACAGAUCUGGGGUCCCAUUGGAUGUGGGAGUCGCUGGGGAGGAAGAGUUAGUCUGGAGCCUUCCAGCUUGAGUGUGGGGAGGGAGGGGAGGCUAGUGUCUGGAGCAGGGAUGCCACCGCCAGCUGAAUGAACAAGACAGCCCCAGGGCAGGUCCCCUGGUAGAUGUGGCAGGGUCUCCCAGACCUUGGCUGCUUGUGGGAACUCCGUGCUAAUGACAGAGCCGAUUCCCUGCCUGCAUGUCACCCCCAGGCUUUCACCUCCUCCUCCAGAGUAGGGACUGCGGGCUCCUCCGUGGGCUGCCCGUGGCGAGGACCCAGGGAUGCCAGGCGCGGUCCUUUCCCACCCCUCCCUGGCCUCGUUUCCCCUCUGAACCAUCUGCAAGGGCCAAUUGUCUUUAUUUAUUGAUGCAAAGUCUUACCGUGUCUGCUGGCCUGAAUCCGUGAGUUUGGGGGGUUUUGUGUGUCCUCGUCCCCACAGUAUCCCCACCUCAGGGUGCAAGCCCUGCAUACAGGAGGUGCUCGAUAAAUGCCAAUAGAAUACAUGAAGCUUCUCCAGGUCCCUGAAUACUAGAGAGCCCAGGAACAAGCCCUCUGGGUUGCCCCUUCCUGCCCCCACAGUUCACAGGAUGCUAGGGGGCUUAACUGGCUGUGACUUUUGCUCUGCUCGGGGUCCUCCCAACACAGCCCUGUGAGUGGGUCCCCUGCCCGCCUCUGUGACUCGCCCCACACCAUUUACUCCUUCGCUUUAGCCCUACUGCUCCCUUCUCUUCCUCCAACACACCCUCCUCAGUCUCACCUCAGCGCCUUUGCCCUUGCAGUGCCCUCCGCCAGGUGCACCCUUCUCCAGCUCUUCUAGGGAUGGCCCCCUUUCAAACGUUUCCUCUUCCGAGAGGCCUCCCCUAACCACGCUAGUUAAAGACUCCCAUCCCCGUUCCUAUUUAUCUAGACUUCAUGGGAUCCUUUUCCAAAGCUUUUGUGUGGAAGCUUUCCUAGUCCUUUACGUGGAGAGGUUUGUUCCUUUCCUCUAGAAGAUCCGCUCCAAGGGGAACGCGUUGUAUCAGUCUCAGACUCUGCAACCCCAGCAUCAGACUUAGAGAAGGAGCUCGGUGGGUAUGUGAAUGAAUGAAUGUGUGGAUGAAUGAAUGAAUGAGAGUGAGUGAAUACCUUCCCCACCCUGCCAUCCCCACAUUCACAGGGGACUCAGGGUCCUGCCUCCUUCCAGGCAGUCAUCCCUGAGACCCAGGAUGGGUCUGAGAUUUCUGUAAAUGCACAGAAAUUCACAGAAAGCUGUGAGGGGGGAGGUUGCCAGUCCGCCCCUGUUCAGGCCACUGCCUCUGAGUCCUUCAGUUCCAGUGAGGUUCCCCCAGGUUUCCUGCACCCAGACCCACGGCCACUGCCCUGAACUUGUGGUGCAGCCCUCAGGCACCUGGAGGGCUAUGUGUUUAGCCUCCGCCCCUUCACCAGUCUGUAGGUCAUUUCCUGGGGCUGAGUCCCAAGGGCCUCCCAGCUGAAGUUCAUUUGUGUGUGCCUCAGGUCCCUUCCAGCCAACUGUGGGCUGUUGAGAGGCUUUGUCUGGAAUGGAGACUCAGGUAUACCCCACCCAUAGCUCCACCUUCAUCCACCCUCAACCUCUAUCCUCCAAUUCCACCCUUGCCUCAGAGGGGUGAGAUUCCAGCAGACAGCAGGGCCAACUUGGGCAGGAGGUGAUCGCUCACCAGAUUGACUAUCCUAAAAUCAGCUCCUUGAAGGAGGUCCCUGAUUCCUCAGGGCAGGCAAGCCCAAAGGGGAAAUAGGGAUCUUUCCAGAGAGAGAAGGUAGACGCAGAGUCUGCAGGGCCUGGUUAGGGUGGGAGGGCUGGAGGGGCCUUGGGGGGCUGUGGUGAAUGCUUUUCUGUGAUGCUUUUGUGAAUUUCUGGUCGUUUACCUGUUGGACUUGAAUUCAGAAAGCAUCAGAUUCUGCAGGGACGCUACAGCAGUCUGUGCAGCCCGAGCAACCCAUAGCCACGUUGAGAAUGCUUCUCAUGGGGCAGGAACCCAUACAGGGGCAGGCUCAGGCUGUCAGGGGCCAGGGCCUUGAAUGUGGCACAGGGAUGUGUGCCAGACCCUGAGGGAGAUGUGGGUGGUUCCGUCACUGUUGUGCUUUAGAAAGAGCCCCUGGUGGCCCAGGCAAAGGAACAGCAAGUGCAAAGGCCUGGAAUGAGCUGAGGGGAGUCUGAGGAGGCCUGGGAUGGAGGGCUGGUGAGUGGAUGGGGGGAUGCAGCGGGGAGCGUGGUUUAGAAUGCAUCCCUUUAUGUUCCCACAACCCCACUCCUGGAGCCCCUGUGGACACAGCAGGGUAUGGGUGGUCUCCAGGCCUCGACUUCGCAACUAUCACAGACCUGCGCACUGUCACCACGGCUAGGCCUUCCUCAGGGUGUCCCCGGCAGGCUGGGAUAAAGAAGAGGCUCUCGAGAGGAGGGAACAGGAGUCCCAUCUGCUGACCCCUGGCUAUCACCUGGCUGUGCUGAGCCUCACCGCCAUCACUGGCCCAUGGGCCUACCCCCCACCCAAGCAGCUGUCCACUCAUUCAUUCAUUCAGCCCAGCUCUUUUCUGGGGACCACAGAAGAAACAAAACAGAUCAGCUGCCCUCAGGCAGUGAGGAGCAAUCAGAUGUUUCUGACCUGGUCCAAAGCUCAGGGCCAGGAAGAAAACAGAUGGGGGCGGGGGUGGGGAGGUGCGGAGCUGGGAGAGAGAUGGGAGGAAGCUGCUGCCCUGAGGAGCCCCCGGGCUGGGGAGGACGGAGUCAGACUCAGUCACCUAGGUGACAGGGUGACAGGGUGGGGACAGGGUGAGGCUGCCUGGAAAAGGAGGAGGUAAGGGCUCCCCACCUUCCAGUCCCCAAGGCUCCUCUGAGCUGCCAUUAACAUUGAAUGAAUGUUAUCCAAGGGGCAUCUUCAGUGCCAGGAGAAAGGGGCACCAUUUGGGGGACUCCCAAAGUAGUCUCCUGCUGCCCUGCCAUCCUGGCAUUGGUUUGGGGAAUUAGGACGGGGGGAGGGGGCUAAUAAGUCUGAGUGGCCCUCUCCUUCCAAAGAAGAUGACCCUUGCCACAACAGGCAACCCCUCCACCCCUGGAAGCCCCCAUAUCCAGCUCCGAGGCACCUUCUACCUGCCAACAUCCUACCUCCCCACCCCCAAGCCUCCCCCAACACGGAGGGGACGUUUGAUGAGGUCAUUUCAGGAGGGAGAUGUCCGGUCACUUUACAAAGCUGUCCCCUCAGUAAGUGCGUGGUGUGAUCAGCCCCCAGGCGCGCAAAUGUUGAGAGGUGGCUGGAGUUUGGGGACCUGAUUUUGGAGGAGGGGUGGUUAGUUCUCAGAGGCUGUCGAGGUCGGGAGUUUCCGCUUCGCUAAGAUCCUCUCCGUCGCGCAGGGGCGAGAGGGUGAGUUUGAGGACCAGCCGCGCGCUGGGGGGCGAAGUGGGAACUAGGGAAUGAGGGAUCUUUAAAUGGAGGCGGGGCUUGCGGGGUCGCCGGGGGCGGUGCCAACCCGGGCUUGGCCAAUCGGCGGCGCCGCCGGCGUCGCACCGCCCCCUCCUCUCCCGGCCCGGGCGGGCGCUCGCCCCCCCGGCCGGGCCCAUGGACAGGGCGGCCGGGGAUGCGCACGCUGCCGCCGCCCCCGGCCCCACCGCCCCGGGGCCUUGCGCCCGCCCGCUGCUGCCCGCCCCGACCGCGACCCCGGCCCCGGCUCCCGCCAGGGGGUCCACGGUCGCGCGGGACCCUCUUCCCUCCAGCCUCGUCCGUCCGCCCGAGCCGAGUCCCGCAGGUCAGCGCGGGAGCCCAGUUGCUGAGCCAUGCUGGGCCCCGGGCGGCCGGCAGCAAGCCCAACCCCGCCACCCACAUAGUCAUGAACAGCCACAGACACAAUGGCUGCGGGGGACAGCCACUGGGUGGCGGGCUGGGUGCCCUGGGCCGAGACCCUCCGGACCCCGAGGCCGGCCACCCCCCGCAACCUCCAAAUGGCCCAGGCAUCCAGGUGGUGGUGGCCAAGAGUGAGCCGGCCCAGCCCUCGCCCGGCAGCCCCCGGGGGCAGCCCCAGGACCAGGAAGAAGAGGAAGAUGAGGAGGAGGACGAGGCAGGCAGGCAGAGGGGCUCAAGGAAGCCCCCCAGCGUUGGCCACCGCCUGGGCCACCGGCGGGUGCUCUUCGAGAAGCGGAAGCGCCUCAGUGAUUACGCCCUCAUCUUCGGCAUGUUCGGCAUUGUUGUCAUGGUGACAGAGACGGAGCUGUCCUGGGGGGUCUACACCAAGGAGUCCCUGUACUCAUUUGCACUCAAAUGCCUCAUCAGCCUCUCCACGGUCAUCCUGCUGGGCCUGGUCGUCCUCUACCACGCCCGGGAGAUCCAGCUGUUCAUGGUGGACAACGGGGCGGACGACUGGCGCAUCGCCAUGACGUGCGAGCGCGUCUUCCUCAUCUCCCUGGAGCUGGCCGUGUGCGCCAUCCACCCGGUGCCCGGCCAUUACCGCUUCACGUGGACGGCGCGGCUAGCCUUCACGUACGCGCCGUCAGCGGCCGAGGCCGACGUGGACGUGCUGCUGUCUGUGCCCAUGUUCCUGCGUCUCUACCUGCUGGGCCGCGUCAUGUUGCUGCACAGCAAGAUCUUCACGGACGCCUCGAGCCGCAGCAUCGGCGCCCUCAACAAGAUCACCUUCAACACGCGCUUCGUCAUGAAGACGCUGAUGACCAUCUGCCCGGGCACCGUGCUCCUCGUCUUCAGCAUCUCCUCCUGGAUCAUCGCCGCCUGGACCGUGCGGGUCUGCGAGAGGUACCACGACAAGCAGGAAGUGACCAGCAACUUCCUGGGAGCCAUGUGGCUCAUCUCCAUCACCUUCCUCUCCAUCGGCUACGGCGACAUGGUGCCCCACACCUACUGCGGGAAGGGCGUGUGCCUGCUCACUGGCAUCAUGGGGGCCGGCUGCACGGCGCUUGUGGUGGCCGUGGUGGCCCGGAAGCUGGAGCUCACCAAGGCAGAGAAACACGUGCACAACUUCAUGAUGGACACUCAGCUCACCAAGCGGGUAAAAAACGCCGCUGCUAACGUUCUCAGGGAGACGUGGCUCAUCUACAAACACACCAGGCUGGUGAAAAAGCCAGACCACUCCCGGGUUCGGAAACACCAGCGUAAGUUCCUCCAAGCCAUCCAUCAGCUCCGGAGUGUGAAGAUUGAGCAAGGGAAGCUGAAUGACCAGACCAACACACUCGCAGACCUGGCCAAGACCCAGACUGUCAUGUACGACCUCAUGUCGGAGCUGCACGCCCAGCACGAGGAGCUUGAGGCCCGCCUGGCUGCCCUGGAAAGCCGCCUGGAUGCAUUGGGCGCCUCCCUGCAGGCCUUGCCCGGCCUCAUCGCCCAAGCCAUACACCCGUCCCCACCACCCCUGCCUCCCCGGCCUGGCUCCGGCCCCCUGGACCAGGUGGCUCCGAGUCCCCCACACCGGUGGCCACCCAUGGCCCCUUCAGACUGCGGGUGACGGCCCUGCCUGCCACCGGACCCCUCAAUCUUGGCCAUCGUGUGGCCGUCACCUCCAUGCCAUCCAAGAAGCCCUGUACAGUGGCGCCUCUUGGAGUUCAAGGAGCCGAAGCUGAGUUGGGCUGAUUGGACUGGGGCCUGCCCGCCCCCCCCCGCGCCCCACCCAGACUGUCCAGGCAGAGGGCAGGGCCGGACCGUAGGCGAAGGCAGGGGUGGGCCACCGCCCGCUUCCUCCCUGAUUGGAGCUGGGGGAGCCUGGAGCUUCCUCUGGUCCCUUGGCCCCCCGGCUCUCCCCAGGCCCCCGGUUGGGUGAGGAGCAGCCAGGAGAGGGGUCCUUGCCAGUUCCAAAUAAAGCAGGACCCACCCACUUGCUGCCUGUUGUGCAUGGCUCGGGGACAUUCAUAAUCACAACAUGGGAGGCGGACACCUGGCCCUGGGGUUCCAGACGGGAUGUGGGGGUCAACGUGACCCCAUCCCCAUCACCAUCCUAGCCUGGUAGUCUCCGGGGCCUGAACUCAAUCAGAGACACUUCCCUGAGGACACCUGCACCAGUUGCCAGGGGCACCAACGGAGGGACCUUCAGAGAACGUGGCCCAGCCCUGGCCUGCAGGAGGCAGCAGAGAGUCAGAACCUCCUUCCAGCAGGCAUUGCUGGAGCACCCACUAGGGGCCAGGCUCCAGCCCAGCUGUGGAUCAUGGUCCAGACGGGGAAGUAACACGAGUGAGGAGGGCCAUUCCGUCUUCGGUGGACACGGAUUGAGCACUUGCUGUAUACAGACAAUGUAAUGUAAAUUAUCACACUGACUUCACCAGAACCUGAACAGGGUAGGAUGGGGAGACUCAAAGAAGUGAAGCCACCUGCCUGGGGCUACAGAGUGAGGAAUGAGCCAGGAUUUCAACUCAGGGGUCCAUAGGCCAAAGGGAGGAAUGGAUUUGGUGGGGGGCACUCCAUGGGGAGGGGAGUGAUGUGAUCCUGAGGUUAGAGAAGCCCCUCUGGGGCAGGAUGGGGGAAAGUUUCUAGACAGAAGUAGAAUCAAAAGGUCCCUCCAGGCCUUGGGCUUUGAGUGCUGGAGUCAGGUGGCAGCGGCAGGCACUUGACAGAUGCUUGACAGGCACUUGACAGGGCCCUGAGUGGAGAGGGAGGCUAAUCUGGGUCUAGCUGAGAGCCCGGGCUCUGGCAGCCUCUGAUAAGGCCAUGGGCCACCUCCCGGGGGUGACAGGUGGGGCACGAGAGCAAGGAGGGUCUAGGGAGGUGUCAGUGGGCUGCGGUCAGACGUGGGUUCGAGUCCCGACUGCCGGCGGCCGAUGGCCCUAGCCAGUGGCUGCCCCUCUGGGGGCCUCAGUUUCCUCUUCAGUAAGAUCGGAUGCCGAAAAUAGGGCACCGUGUUCACCCUUGGG